UUCUGGGGUCCUUGACGUGGCACUAAUAAACAAAGAUGGCCGCGGAGUUUCAAAUACUUUGGGUUUACUCUGUAUAUCUUGGACCUUAAACUGGUAUUUACUUGAGUCAGUAGUUUAACAUAUCUUUGUUCUGUGCAUUCGUGACUUGAAUAUUACGGUUUAACGUUUUAUUAUAUAAAAAUGAGCGGUUGGGCAGGUUUUUCUGACGAGGAACUGCGUAGAAUACAGCAGAAAGACUCAGCAGGACCCUCGGUGUCAUCCCGCGGUCGAAAACCUACUGCAGCCAAUCGUAAUCGGCAACAGAUACAGCGGGAGAAGGCUCUUCAGCUCUCCGCCCAGAGAAGCCCUGGAUCCGGGUGCUCUGAGCUUUUACCGGAGCAGCAGCUUACCAAGCCUCCGAAACAGGAGUCUCAGACCGCGGCCCCACCUAAUGCGUCACAGGCUCCGGUUGUCAGACUGGAAAUGCAGCUGAAAGACUCAAAGGGAAAGCCGAGUGAAAACCAUGCGGAGGAUGAAAGGCCGAAAGAGGAUCAGAGCUUGGCUGUCAAAGAGGUUGAGAAACAAGAGGCGGAAUUACGGGAGAAGACUCGUCUGGAGCAGCUGCAGGAAGAGCAGAAAAAUAUGGAAGAGAUGAACAAGCGUAAGAAAGCUCUGCUGACCAAGACCAUCGCUGAGAAGUCCAGACAGACUCAGGCAGAGGUAGUGAAGCUGAAGAGAAUUCAGAAAGAACUCCAGGCUCUGGAUGACAUGGUUUCUAAUGAUAUUGGAAUUCUGAGGUCCAGGAUCGACCAAGCCAGCUGGGACUACGCUGCUGCCAGGAAGCGUUACGAGAAGGCAGAGGCCGAGUUUGUGACAGCCAAGAUAGAGCUGCACAAGAAGACGGAGGUGAAGGAGCAGCUGACGGAGCAUCUCUGCGCCAUCAUCCAACAGAACGAACUGAGAAAGGCCCACAAACUGGAGGAGCUGAUGCAGCAGCUGCAGCUGCAGACCUCCAUGGAGGAGCUGGAGAGUCUGAGGCAGCAGGAGGAGGAGCAGGAGAAGACGAGGAAUGCGGUGGAGAGCCAGAGUGACAAGAAGGAGGGAAGUGGCUCCGUCAGCAACCAGGAGAUGACGGUGCUGUCAAUCGAAGACUGUAAACCUGCAGAGGAGAGGAGUGAGGUGGGGGUGGAGGGGGAGGAGACGGAAGUGAAGACUAAAACACCAAAGGGUGAAGGAGAAGAUAGAAGUGUAGAAAACCACGUGGAGGCUGAGAGGGUGGAGUCGUGAUGUUGACGGAACAACAACAACAACCAGGUUCAUUGUACAACUGCUGACUCUUCAGUGAUAACGUGGAUGAUUCACACUACAGGUGUCAAUCAUCCACGUUAUCAUUUAAAUGUGACUUCCUGCUGUCAAUGGUCAACAGACAACAGGGCUCAACACUGCCCCCCACAGUUUAAACAUCCUCACUCUGAAAAUGAACUAUAUACACAGUACACAGAACAGGCCUUGGUCUGAGAACGCCACGUACUGGGCCACGUACUGGGCCACUGUCUAAUGAAAUUUGACUGAAAGUCCAAAGAGCUCUGAACUAUGUCUCUGUCUCUGCAGCGUGGACGUCCUCAGAGGAAAGCAGGCAGGAUGUUUGUUUGUUUGUUUGUUUGUCUGUCCGUUUAUUAAUGAUUCUAAUUCUGUAUCAUAUUCAGUCAGUGAUGUCUUCCUUUAACCAAUCAGAGAGCGUCUGCUCCUAUUGGCCACUCCCCUGACAGGAGACUAGUUUAUUUUGAACAGUUCCAGCACCUGCUGCUGUGUUCAACAUAAGGCCACACUUCACUGUCAGGAGGCCCAGACCAGAUCUGACCUCAUGGUCAUAGACCAGACCUGUACCCAAACCUCUGUGUCAUGUUUUGUUCAUUCGAUUCGAGCAUUUUAUUUCCCUGUUAACCAGAUGAGAAGAUUUUUUUUUUUUUUUUAAACCAGAUUACAGAGCUGUUUGUGUCACUGUUAGUUUAGAGCAAAUACAGAGGGGAAAAAAGACAAAAUAUUACAUUAUAAUAAUAAUUUUUUUGUUUUUGUUUAUUAAAUGUUGUGACAUUAAUCUGAAAAUUUGACAUUUGCACAAAAAAUGGCGUAUUUCCUAAAAAUUACUUUUUGUAGUGAGUUCAUCGGGAUGUUGUAGAUUAUUGAACAUUUUCACAGAAAUAUUCUUCUGUUUACACUGAGAAACUAAAGUUAAAGAUGACAAUCAUUGACAUUACCACUCCAGAAACACUGGGCCGAGGGGCGUUCAGACCAGGUCUGUGUCUGAGCAGUGACUGGCUGGAAGUCGGGAGACGAUCAUGGAGGAGGCAGAAGGUUCACGUUAUUUUUAUUUUAUUUUUUUUAAAAGGUUGUGUUUCUGCUCCAGAAAAAGAUUAAUUGUAGGAGACGCUGACUCCUGCUGUGGCUCCCAACACAAAUGAUGAGGAGAGAAUUGAACCCACAUCCGGAUGUGGGUUCUGGACGGGUGGGCAGAGUGGAGUGAACAUGUGACACAGUUUGUCUGAGACUCCACAGUCUGUUAACGUGGUAGAAACAACAGACCGCGGCCGAACCUUUAUUUAAAUGUUUUCUAAAUGAGUCACAUGACAGAAAAAAGACGCCUUUUGAUUCCUGUUGGCUUGCGAGUGUUGCUGCUUUUGACUUUUCAAACAACGGGAGAAAAAUACGUUUUUAUUAAACUGUCAACUUCAAUGAAGCCAAACCCCUCUGACCCCCCGACCCCAGAAAACUCAGAUGGUUUACUUUGACUUUAUUAUGAAAACAAACACUAAGAUGUUGGAAAAACACUAACAGCCAAAAGCCUUCAGAUUUUUCUACUUUACAUUUUUAUUGUAAAUCAAAAAAUUGGGAAUUAUUUUUUUAUUGUUGGUCAAAACUGUCAAAUCAAACUUGUUAUUGUCCUUGUUAUUUUUCUCUGGUGAGAGUUAAAUCUGCUGCUGUUGAUUUUUAAUAUGAUCAAAAAAGCGGGGGUGGGGGGGUCUGGUCACAGUGUCAUGUUGACACUUGUUGAUAUUUUUUUACCUUCAGUUUGAAUGUUGGUCCGAUCGUCUUUGUUUAAAUGGUGCAGAGGAAACAGAUGUAUUUAAAUAAGGUAUAUAUUUUUAGUAAAGUUAAUUAUUACAGAGAUUACCAGGGCGUGGUGUUUUAUUAAAAUAAGAACGAAGAAAGAGAUGUGUGUGUGUGUGUUGAUUUAUUUGAACCUCAUGGAGUAGAGAAAAAUAAAAUGAAUGACAUAUGUUAUAUACACAGUGAAUUUAUCAUGUGAAUAUAAUAAAUAUUGUUAGGACUGAAGGAAA
Molecule: messenger RNA, 3317 nt
Organism: Cynoglossus semilaevis (tongue sole)
Lineage: Eukaryota; Metazoa; Chordata; Actinopteri; Pleuronectiformes; Cynoglossidae
Gene: gorab
Product: golgin, rab6-interacting
Exons: 5
Coding region: 181-1266 (361 amino acids)
Biological process (GO): non-motile cilium assembly
Source: RefSeq, a predicted model, not a curated record